CAAUUGGGAAAAAUUUAGUUGUAAUAUACUGAAACUUGUCGAUGAAUUAAUAAUGGAGACAGGGCCUCCCCCUCACUCAACUUCUGCACUUGAGCCGCAGCUUGAGCAUCUCUUUUCUUGUUUUCUUCUCAAAAAACAAUCACACCCCUAAAAACUCUGUCUCCUCCAUUCAGAAUCCAAAAUUGAAAUAUCCGUAAUUUCUUCUUCUUCGUUACAGUGAAAUCCUGUAACAGCAAGUAGACGUGCGUUGCUCUGGUUUUUUAAUUACUUCUGAUAGUUGAUGGUGCAUGAUUAGUCAUUUAAUCCAUAAAAAGAACUGGUUGUUUGAUUAUAUAUACUUCUGUGAUUGUACAAGAUUAUACAUAUGGAUGAAAUGUAUGGACUUUAUUCAACAAGUGAUUACUUGGAUAAGGCCUUGAUGUCACCGGAGAAUCUGAUUAUUCCGGCAGAGUACCACAACGACUACCAUGCCCUGAUUUCGUCCGGCGAUCACCAUCAGUAUCCUAUAUCGGGAUUGUCGGACGAUAUUGGAUUUCGGGGUUCAGUGGCAACAGAAGUGGAGUCUAUCCAUCCACAAACAGAAAAUGUUAAACCAGAAGAUGAACAUGGACAGGCUUCCAGUUUGAUCAAGGCAAAAAUUGCUUCUCAUCCUUCAUACCCAAAAUUGCUCGAUGCUUAUCUCGACUGCCAAAAGGUCGGAGCACCCCCAGAAAUAACAUCUUUGCUAGAUGAAAUCAGGCGAGGAUAUGAGUUUCGUAAGCAAGAUGAACUUUCCGUUUGCUUAGGAGUCGAUCCUGAGCUCGACGACUUCAUGGAGACAUACUAUGACAUACUGGUGAAGUACAAAUCAGAUCUGUCAAGGCCUUUUGACGAAGCAACGUCGUUCCUCAAUAAGAUUGAAACUCAACUGGGCAAUCUUUGCAAAGAUGAUGGAGUCUUGUCUUCGGAUGAGGAGUUCAGCGGAGUGACGGAAGUACAAGAUGUACAAAUCAAGAGUGAUGACCGUGAACUUAAAGACAAACUCAUGUCAAGAUAUGGUAGCCACAUAAAUAACCUAAAGCAAGAAUUUUCGAAGAAGCAGAAGAAAGGAAAACUGCCAAACGGAGCAAAGAAAUUAUUGCUUGAAUGGUGGAAUGCUCACUACAAAUGGCCUUAUCCAUCGGAAGCUGAUAAAAUCGCACUGGCGGAGUUAACGGGAUUGGAUCAGAAACAAAUUAACAACUGGUUUAUAAACCAAAGGAAAAGGCAUUGGAAACCGUCAGAGAAUAUGCAAUUUAGUGUAGUGAACAAUAUUUCGGGUGAAUUCUUCAUCCAAGCAGAUUAAAUUCAAUGUUGAUGUUUGGCUCUUGGAUGUAUAUUUCAGGGAAGAAAAGAAAGACCUAUUGAUUCAUCAGUUAGAACAAAUUGUGUAUUUUCAUCAUUAAAUUGUCAAUUUAAAGAAAAUUCUGAUUGUGAAGAGUA
This is a messenger RNA of Olea europaea var. sylvestris, 1461 nucleotides long. RefSeq names its product homeobox protein knotted-1-like 6. Gene Ontology annotation, molecular function: DNA-binding transcription factor activity, RNA polymerase II-specific; DNA binding. The transcript is spliced from 5 exons. Gene Ontology annotation, biological process: regulation of DNA-templated transcription. The coding region runs from base 365 to 1324 and encodes 319 amino acids. Gene Ontology annotation, cellular component: nucleus. The record is from RefSeq and is a predicted model, not a curated record. Lineage: Eukaryota; Viridiplantae; Streptophyta; Magnoliopsida; Lamiales; Oleaceae.